AUGCUGUUCCUACUACCUUGGGUUUUCACAGCAGCCUUUGUAUACAUCGUAAACACUCAAAGCGUUAUAGACGCUGAUCUUGGAAUGCCUCCCGAAUCAGUGCCAUUGGUCAAUCCAGCUGUUACUCUAAGAUGUCACCGGGUUCCCUACAGUUUACAGAGUGCAGCAGUCAGACGAGAACGGCAGGCAAUGCUGGGACGAAAUUACAGUCAUGGCGUGCUGGGGAAGAUGUGA
Messenger RNA from Acanthoscelides obtectus, 234 nucleotides. The record is from the annotation of a GenBank genome assembly. Lineage: Eukaryota; Metazoa; Arthropoda; Insecta; Coleoptera; Chrysomelidae.